CUGCAGGCAAUGCGGUCACAUUGCGCACAGCUGUUUGAAAUUUAUUAACAAAUAAAAGAUAACAUAUAUAUUUAUAAAAUUAAUUUUUUCUGGCAAGCGUUUUAAUGAGCAAGUAUCAAUAAAUGCGCUGCAGUCGUUUUUAAUCUGUACCAAUUGGCGCUUCAACUGCAAACUGAUCAACAUGGAAGAUGAAGUGAUAGUCAUAGGUCCAAAGAAGGCGCCCAAGCCUAUUAAAAUAUAUAAAUGUUCCAAGUGCAGCUAUCAGACAAAUCGCGCCUACAAUGUUCAGCGACAUCUGGUUAAUCAUUAUGAGAAACCGCCCAAGGAACUGCAGCACAUCUGUCCAUAUGCGGGCUGCUCCUUCUCAACGUUGCGCUGGGAUAAUCUGAAUCGACACAUGCAACGACUACAUGGUGUCAAAAAGACAAGAACGACAAUAACCACAAGCGAGGAUGCCGCCGAAGCAAUGCCAUGUGAAGAGGACGAGGAGCCAGCGCCAAGUGAUGAGUGGGAACCGAUGCCAAGUGAAGAGGCGGAACCGAUGCCAAGUGAAGAGGAUCUGGCAUCUGUGGCAAGUGUAGAAUAUGCACUCGACGAAGAGGAUCUGGACUCAAUUGCAGAUUAUGACCAAGCAUCAAUGCCAACUGAUGAUGAGCAUGCGGAAUCAAUUGAUCAGCUUACAACUAAUUUGAACAGGGAAUCCAAAAUAAAAAAGCCCAGCAUUGGCAAGCCAAAAAGAAACUAUCAGAAGGGCAAAACCAAAACGUAUGCGUGCAACACCUGCAGCUAUCGCACGAAUCGCUGUUAUAAUAUUAAGCGACACAUUGUCAAGCAUAUGGAGAAUCCCAGCGACGGUGUUCUCCUCCACGUCUGCAUUAUCUCUGGCUGCAAAUUUGUUACCCCACGUUGGGAUAACCUGUGCAGACACGUCAAAAGAAUACAUCCCGAAUCGGUGGCAACAGCACCGCACGCAUAAUCAAAUCGCAUUCUUAUGCAAAAUUGUAAAAUAAAUUAAUUAAAACGUAAUAUUGAAAAAGGGCGAAUUAUAAUGAGAAGAAGCAAA
This is a messenger RNA of Drosophila virilis, 1063 nucleotides long. RefSeq lists its product as uncharacterized. NCBI's taxonomy places the organism in Eukaryota, Metazoa, Arthropoda, Insecta, Diptera, Drosophilidae. The record is from RefSeq and is a predicted model, not a curated record. Gene Ontology annotation, biological process: positive regulation of transcription by RNA polymerase II. Gene Ontology annotation, cellular component: nucleus.